UCAACAAAUGUGUUUGGUUUGUGAUUUCAGCAAAAGAAUUUUGAUACGUAAUUAAAUAAAUAAUGUGAAAUUAACUAAUAUAAAUAAAUAAGCACAAAUUGUCAAUGUUCGACACACAAAAAUAUGAAUUAUGAUUAUGCACACCCCAAAAUUUGUCUAUUUACUAGUCAUUAUUAUUGUUGGAAGUCUGAUUAUUACUUAUUUCGAAAUACAAUAUGCAACUCUACAGGAUAAACUGCUGCUUCUAGAGCACAGUUUACAACAAAGACAUGACCAACAAAAAUCAGUACUUAACUCAAGAACCAACAACCUGUCAUCAGAAUUAUGGACUGAUUUGGUGUUAAUUUACAAUAGGGUGCCGAAAACUGGAUCUACAAGUUUCGUGGGUGUGGCAUAUGAUUUGUGUAAGAGUAACAAGUACCAUGUUCUGCACGUAAACAUAACUGCCAACAGCCAUAUCCUAUCGCUGGACAAUCAAAUCAAGUUUGUUAGGAAUGUUACCAAUUGGAAUGCCAUUAAGCCUGCAUUGUAUCAUGGCCACUUUGCUUAUGUAGAUUUUACAAAGUUUGGUGCACCAAAACCACUGUACAUUAACAUUCUUAGAAAGCCUUUAGACAGGUUCAUUUCUUAUUAUUAUUUUGUCAGAUAUGGAGAUAAUUUUAGACCAUAUUUGGUUAGAAGAAAACAUGGCAAUACUAUGUCUUUCGAUGAAUGCGUGUCAAAAGGUUUACCGGACUGCGACCCGAACCAAAUGUGGCUACAGAUUCCCUUUUUCUGUGGUCAUUCCGCAAAUUGCUGGAAACCAGGCAAUAAAUGGGCUUUGACCGAAGCCAAGAAAAACCUGGUCAACAAUUAUUUAUUGGUAGGUGUUACUGAAGAACUGAACGAUUUCAUCGACAUUCUCGAACACACAUUGCCAAGCAUAUUUAUCGGAGCGUCCUACCACUAUUUACACAGCAAUAAAUCGCAUCUAAGGCGGACAAUACAAAAGGAGCAGCCGUCGGAGUUGACGGUCAAAAAAAUACAGGAAAGUACUGUAUGGCAAAUGGAGAAUGAAUUAUAUGAGUUCGCGUUGGAACAGUUCCACUUUAUAAAGAAGCAGAGCAGGAAAAAGAUUCAAAACCUCAUGUACGAAAAAAUCAAACCAAAAAAUUUCUGAUACAACUAUGUAUUAAUUGACGACUUCUUAACUAGAUAUAUUAUUUUUUUAAACCUUUUACGUCCAUUUAUUUUUAUUAUACUCUCGUAUUUUGUUUAACUGCUUAGAAUAAAAAGACCAAACAAACAACAA
Messenger RNA from Aethina tumida (small hive beetle), 1291 nucleotides. It is a transcript of the gene Hs2st, whose product is annotated as heparin sulfate O-sulfotransferase. Gene Ontology annotation, molecular function: heparan sulfate 2-sulfotransferase activity. Lineage: Eukaryota; Metazoa; Arthropoda; Insecta; Coleoptera; Nitidulidae. The transcript is spliced from 4 exons. The coding region runs from base 131 to 1159 and encodes 342 amino acids. The record is from RefSeq and is a predicted model, not a curated record. Gene Ontology annotation, cellular component: membrane.